CUCAGGACAUCACAAUAUUUCACUCCAAUAACAACAACAUGUCCAAAAAAAGCAUGAAACCUGAUCCAGGCUUACACAACCUCUUUCUGCGUGGUUGGACAAGAAUGAAGGGAAAGAAGGCGGAGGUGCAGAAACACACACAGCACCGAGCAGGACCAGAGGAAGAGGAAUAAUCAGAAGUGAAAAUGAUGUCUUACACACUCCCGGUGGUGUUCUUGCUCAGCGUUGUCUUCCACACACCGACACUGAGUGAGAAUCUCAGCCUGAAGCCUCCUGAGCACGAUCUGUUCAGCGGCUCUCUGUACGCCACGUGCAGGAUGCGACCCAACACCCAGCUGGCGUCAGGAAUGCCCCGAGUGUAUGGACACGUCCUGUUUAAACAAACCGGGCCGGAUGAGGAGUUACAGGUGAAGUUCAAGCUGCACGGCCUGCCUGCAUCCAACUCUCAGUCCCGAGCGAUACACAUUCAUCAGUACGGAGAUCUCAGCGAGGGCUGCACCUCCACCGGCGGCCAUUACAACCCAGAAGGAGCCAACCAUCCGCUUCAUCCGGGGGAUUUCGGAAACUUUAUUGCUCACAAUGGGAAGAUUCGCCAGUCUGUAGACUCCAAAGCCACUCUCUACGGCGGGUUAUCGGUCCUCGGCCGUGCCGUGGUGAUCCAUGAGAAGGAGGACGACAUGGGACAAGGAGGAGACGCUGGAAGCCUUCUGCAUGGGAACGCUGGAGGACGACUGGCCUGCUGUGUGAUCGGAAUAAGCAGCUCCAAAGUCUGGAAUAAAUCCCAUCUCUAAAUUAAUGUGGGGUUGAGUUUGUACAUAUAGGUCUGAUGAUAUAUCGGUCUGAUGGUCUAGCGUGAUAAGAUAUGAAAUUAUCUUGUUAAUAUUGGGUUAAUUUGGUCUGAACAUGUCCUAGCACGCUGUCAUGGGGUCAGAAAACAAAACAAAAAAGAAUAAAAUAUAAGUACAAAAGUAGAAGAAAGAAAGAAACUUGUACUUGUUUUGAUCUUCUUACUAAUAACCUACUUCUUCUGUUUCUUCUUGUCCUUCUUUAUUAUUAAUUAUUAUUCACAUUUUCAGUUUGUUUUUAUCUUCUGAACAUGCAUUUGUUUCUUUAUUUCUUCAUUUUGUUUGUAUUCCCUCGCUCCAAUUGGGCUGAGAAGGAAGUCCUGAAGAUGUAAACUAUAUAAAUAUUGAAUAAUUUUGUACGUAAAUCUUAACCUUAACAAAUACGUCAUGGUCCUUAUGAAGAGGGCGAGUGGUGAUGGAGUUAAAAAUGAAAGAAAUGAAAAGAAAAAAAUAAUGCAAAGCCAUUACAGAUCAUCUGCGACAGGAUUUCUAAACCCAGAGUCUGACGAAAUCAGAUUUCUACAAUGUUGUAAUACGUCUAAAAAUGUUCCACUUUAAACAAUAAUCUAACAGAGUCAUUAUACAAAUGAAAUCAUUCUGGACAAACUGAUUUAAUCCAAAAAGAAAAUAAUGAACUAUCAGUGUUAGCUAAUUGUUUAUGCCUUUCCUCUUUCAAUCCAGUUCAAUUAAUCUCGCUUUAGAUGUGUGAUAAAUAAUGUGAGAUUCAGUAUUUAUCUGUAUUUAUCUUUUUAUAGCUCUCCUUGCACGUGACCUCGUGUUAUGUUUAAAGAGUCUGGGUCAUGUGGAGAUAAUUUAUGGUCAUGUUGAACAUGAUGAUAAAAUGGAGUUGAUGUGUUGGUGUGUAUCUUUAUUAGAGUACAGUCGUACAUGUUAGAACAUCUAAUCAGUUACUGCAGUAAACUUUACUUUAACUCUCAGGUUUUUGCCUAAUCUUUUAUUAUUUUCUAUGUAUUUUUAAUAUUGAGGUAUAACAGUCAAUAAAAUGCCCCUAUUUCAAAUAAA
Messenger RNA from Pangasianodon hypophthalmus (striped catfish), 1868 nucleotides. It is a transcript of the gene sod3b, whose product is annotated as superoxide dismutase 3, extracellular b. Gene Ontology annotation, molecular function: copper ion binding; superoxide dismutase activity. The transcript is spliced from 2 exons. Lineage: Eukaryota; Metazoa; Chordata; Actinopteri; Siluriformes; Pangasiidae. The record is from RefSeq and is a predicted model, not a curated record. Gene Ontology annotation, biological process: removal of superoxide radicals. The coding region runs from base 186 to 791 and encodes 201 amino acids.